ACGAGAGCAGGGAACGGUGAGGAUUCAUGCUGUGUUAGCAUCCCCUCAGCAACUCCAUCAAUACUGCAUACAGCUGAGAAACUGGCAAAGGUCCUCCGUGCUGCAUUUGCAGGCUCGGCCAGGGAAAGAGAGCAACUCCCACGACCGGUCGGCUCAGUCUGCUGCUUGAGGGGCGCUCUGCAAGGGGCAGAGCACACACACACACACACACACACACACACACACACACACACACACACACACACACACACACACACAUACACACACAUUCAUACACUCACACACUCAUACACACUCACUAGAGCCUCUGCUGCAUCAAGAGGCAGAAGAGGAGAGCGGAGGAGGGUACAGAGGGAAACACAGACUGGGAAUACUCCAGUGGAGAGAGCCAAUCCCGGAGAGGGACAGGAUUGUUGAGGAGACUCAUGUGCUAAUAUGCUUCCGUGCUCCGCAGGGGAAGCUGAGCACCAGGGAGUUUGACAGGAUCUCAGUGCACCUGCUCCAUGCACACUGAUUAUGUGGAGGAGCUGACGUGUGCGAUGGCCAAGCUGGACCUGCAGGUUCUCAAACACACAGUUCUGUGUUAUCAUUACCUCCCAACCAAGCGGUCCAGCCCGAGGAUCUGACCGGCAACUCCCUCACCUCCCUCUCCCCCCUCCCUCCCUCUCUCCCUGGGUGUCCCUCAAUUCUGGGCCCAUCAUGGGAGGAUGCUUCUCCAAACCCAAACCAGUUGAAGUUAAAGUGGAACUCUCUCUCCUGGAAAAAGAAAAAGAGAUGGACGGGCUGUCACCGAAUGGCAAAGCGAGCCCCUUUGGUGACUGCAGACCUAACGGGGCCCUGGGACACGGCUCUGAUGACGACUCCACACCGCUCCCCCUCUACCACAAACCACGGGACUAUGUGGAGGCCUCCGUCUGUCACGUUAAAGAUCUGGAAAACGGACAGAUGCGAGAGGUUGACCUGGGAAGCGGCAGAGCUUUGUUGAUCAAAGAACACGGGGAGUUCUCAGCCAUGGGCCACAAGUGUCCACACUACGGGGCACCUCUGGUCAAAGGUGUGUUGUCAAAAGGACACGUGCGCUGUCCCUGGCACGGCGCGUGUUUCAACAUUGCAACAGGAGACAUCGAGGACUUCCCUGGGCUGGACAGCCUGCCUACCUUCCAGGUCAGAGUUGAAAAGGACAAGGUGAUCAUUCGUGCAAACAAGCAGGCUCUUCAGUCACAGAAAAGGUCAAAGCCCAUGGCCCGUUGCUCAGCAGUCAUUAACUCCAGCACGGGCUUCAGCCAUGUUCUCAUCAUUGGCUCAGGUCCAGCAGGUCUUGUGUGUGCAGAGACGCUGAGGCAGGAGGGCUUCACCGAUCGCAUCGUCAUGUGCACCAUGGACAGACAUCCUCCAUAUGACAGGCCUAAACUGAGUAAGUCCUUAGAGAGCACAGCAGAGCAGCUGAGAUUGCGCUCUAUGGACUUCCUGCAGGACCAUGAUAUUGAACUGCUCACAGAGAAAGAGGCAGUGGCAAUAGAUGUGAAAACACGAUCUGUCACCUUCGAAGAUGGCUUGAGGAUGGAGUACAGGAAACUCUUUAUUGCUACAGGAAGCAAACCCAGACCAAUGAACUACAAAGGCAAAGACGUCAGGAAUGUGUUUCACCUCCGGACGCCAGAGGAUGCUAACAGCGUUGCGAGGCUGGCCAACAACAAGAACGCUGUGAUUGUGGGAACAUCGUUUGUUGGCAUGGAGGUGGCUGCAGCUCUAACUGACAAGGCCCACUCGGUCUCUGUCAUCGGGAUUGAGACAGUCCCCUUUAAAAAAGCUCUCGGGGAGAAAGUAGGGAAAGCCAUAAUGAAGCUAUUUGAGGCAAACAGGGUGAAGUUCUACAUGCUGAACGAGGUGUCAGAGAUGAUUGGCCAUCAUGGACAGCUGAAAGAGGUGGUGCUGAAAAGCGGAAAAGUCCUGCGGGCAGACGUGUGUGUCAUUGGAGCAGGAAGUGUUCCUGCAACAGGAUUCCUCAAACAAAGCGGCAUCCACAUGGACUCCAAGGGCUUCAUCACUGUCAACAAGAUGAUGCAGACAAAUGCUGAUGGCGUCUUUGCUGGAGGAGAUAUGGUGAUCUUUCCUUUCCCGCCACGCAACAACAAGAAGGUGAACAUCCCUCACUGGCAAAUGGCUCAUGUACACGGAAGGGUGGCAGCUCUCAGCAUGAUGGGCAGAGCCACUGAGAUCAAAACUGUGCCUUACUUCUGGUCAGCCAUGUUUGGGAAGACCAUACGCUAUGCAGGUUAUGGUGAUGGAUUCGAUGAUGUCAUUAUACAAGGAGAUCUGGAUGAACUGAGAUUUGUGGCGUUUUACACCAGGAGUGAGGAGGUGGUUGCUGUUGCCAGCAUGAACUAUGAUCCCAUUGUAUCCCGAGUGGCAGAGGUCUUAGGAUCCGGAAAGACGAUUAAGAAACGAGAUGUGGAGAUGUUAGCACGGCUUGGCAAGACUGGAGACAUUUCUUGGUUGAUUGACAAAGGCUCUCAAUGACUUCACAUCUGACGGUCACAAGGACAGACCCAAAGUCAACCUCAAUAUAGACACUUAUGGUGCUGAGACACUGAGCAGCUAUCCCGGUCUGGACACACACUCACACACACACACACACACACACACACACACACACACACACACACACACACACACACACACACACACACACACACACACACACACACACACACACACACACACACACACACACACUGGGGACAGGACUGGGGACAGGACUGUUGGAGACACACUUCCCUGAAGACGACACUGAAACUUGCUUUUGUUCCUGAGAGACACUUAAACGUGACAAACGGAGCCAAAUGCAGUCUGAAUACACUGAAUCACUCUGUUGGCAGGUCUUUUAUGGCAAUCUUGUCAUGUUUCACUACAAAGCAAUAUUGGAUUCAGCCUCUUCGCUGCUGCAAGAUGUAUCUACCUGUACACUUUGUUUAUAAGAAGCCAGGGAAGGGCAUUGGCAUUUUUUUUGUACAAAUAACAUUGUAUAUAUGCUAUAAUCCUGAAUGCACUGUAACAAAAUAAGAACAUACAAUUUGAACUGAAUUUUUCUAAGUUUUAAAUAACAGAUUUGGUUGUAUGUUCGCAUACAGGCCUUAGAACUGCAUGCUAUAAUUUACUAUAAUAGGAGUUAAAACAAAUAAGCCCCUAAACAGAGUUUUCUAUUAAAAUGCAUCAGCAAACAAAGCUUAAACCUGCUAAAAAGAAACUGCAUAAUCACUGCAGCAGAACCCUGAAUGCAGCUUUAACUCACACACUAACACACACACACACACACACACACACACACACACACACACACAUACCUGCAGCUUUAAUUCGUAAUAUAUUACAAUUUCUAGGAUUACAACAUACCUCUUUGUAUUGGUUGCCUUGCUAGUGGAUUGCACAAAUGAAAUUCUAAUCAGACUUUGAUCACACAUUAGUGCUUGCAAAAUAGAUUCAUGUAUUAUCUAACAAAUAGAUAUCACCCCUUUAGAACAAAUCUAAAGUAUAGCAGCUCACAUGUAAGGUUAUUUUUCAUAGCGGUCACCUCCAUUGGUAUAUUCUUUGUUACUAACUCAGGGAACUGAGGCUUGUGGGCUUACUGGAGUUUCUGGUCCUUUUGCAAGCAGAAAUUAAAUUGCUUUAAUAUUGUUUUCCCGGUAUAUUGUUAAUUGCACCAGUUCCUUCAGAAACUGCUUAUAGUGGGUGUAAAGAGGGUUAUAUAAAGCGGAUGCUUGAUUACAUCCUGGUGUGCUGAUGAUCCCAAAAUACUUGAGUCCUGACACACAUUGUUGUUCCUACAGAGAAGCCUUGAAUGGCAUUUUUAUAACUAAACUUUGAAAUAAAAGUCUUCCAACAACAACUA
Dicentrarchus labrax (European seabass) is the source of this 3889-nucleotide messenger RNA. RefSeq names its product apoptosis-inducing factor 3. Gene Ontology annotation, cellular component: mitochondrion; cytoplasm. Gene Ontology annotation, biological process: execution phase of apoptosis. NCBI's taxonomy places the organism in Eukaryota, Metazoa, Chordata, Actinopteri, Moronidae. The record is from RefSeq and is a predicted model, not a curated record. The transcript is spliced from 21 exons. Bases 700 to 2520 code for a protein of 606 amino acids. Gene Ontology annotation, molecular function: flavin adenine dinucleotide binding; 2 iron, 2 sulfur cluster binding; oxidoreductase activity, acting on NAD(P)H.